CUUUAUUUACAGAUCGUCCUUGAAACAAUUUUCAAACAAUUACAUGGGAAGCUGCACGGAUACAUGAAAAUGAGCCUCGUUCGUCGAGUGUCACGUGUUUGCUACCACUUCCAAUCAGUUUGCAAUACGAACUUAUUUUAGUGUACUCCGAUCUAAUUAUUAGUCUGUUAGAUAUUUAAUAAUCGUGAAAUUUGAUGCAUUUUUUAUGCAUAAUUACGUCUACAUUCAAUUAGAAAUAUGAUGCUAAAGAAACUGUGACUACUCGAAAGUUUGGAGUAAAGAAGACAUUUAAAGUUACAUCUCAUUUAUAUUGCGACAAAGGACACUUCAAUGACUAAAGACAAGAAGUUGGUCCUGCAUGCUGUGCACUGUAUCAACGUCCCGUCUAAAGUAUUGCACUGUAUUUUUUCUUACUUUGCCAAACACAUCACAUACACAAUAAGCAUAUAAGGAAUUAUGGCUGCCUACAUCAAUCGUACAAUGUCCAUGAUUGCGGGAGACAGCCACUUGCGAUCAACAGAUAUUAGAUCCGAUAAUUCUCCCCUCCAGAUUUUCGUUAAAGCCAAAAAGAAGAUCAACGACAUCUUCGUGGAAAUAGAUGACUAUGUGCAGGAUACCGUGGGAUUUAUGACAUCGCUACAAGGUGAACGUAAUAUAGUUACGCCCGAAGAUGCGCAGAGAAUCUCAAGUUACGUCGAUAAAGUUCACGCGAUUAGAGAUGUACUUAAGCGGGAUCACAUGAAAGUUGCUUUCUUUGGAAGGACUAGCAAUGGAAAGAGUACAGUUAUUAAUGCAAUGUUACGCGAUAAGAUUUUGCCAAGCGGUAUAGGACAUACGACGAACUGUUUUUUACAAGUUGAAGGAUCGGAUAACGGAGAGGCGUACCUUGUCACAGAAGGAUCCACUGAAAAACAACCUGUUCAAUCUGUUGGUCAAUUGGGUCAUGCUCUUUGCAAAGAAAAAUUGUGCGAAAGUCAUUUAGUCAGAAUAUUUUGGCCAAAAGAGAAAUGUUUACUCUUACGAGACGAUGUAGUAUUCGUUGACAGCCCUGGAGUAGACGUGACACCCAAUUUGGACGACUGGAUCGAUAAACACUGUCUGGAUGCAGACGUUUUUAUUUUAGUAGCUAAUGCUGAAUCUACGUUAAUGGGGAUUGAAAAAAAUUUUUUCCACAAAGUAUCAACAAAAUUAUCGAAACCCAAUAUUUUUAUUCUAAAUAAUCGAUGGGACGCGUCUGCUUCAGAACCAGAAUUCUUCGAGCAGCUGGGCAAAGAGCAAAAGGAGGUGAGGGCGCAACAUCAAGAGCGAGCCGUUGACUUUUUAGCAAGAGAAUUAAAAGUUUACACUCCAAAAGAUGCCGAAGAACGUGUUUUCUUUAUUUCGGCGAAAGAGACCCUUCAAGCUCGAAUAAAAGAACAACUUGGCCAGCCCGCUCAUAAUGGUGCACUAGCAGAAGGAUUCCAAAAUCGUUAUUUUGAAUUUCAAGAUUUCGAACGAAAAUUCGAGGAAUGUAUCUCAAAGUCUGCUGUAAAAACAAAGUUUGAACAGCAUUCGCAACGCGGAAAGCACAUUUCCACAGAAAUUCGACAGACGUUAGACGAAAUAUUAGAGAGAACGCAAAAUAUGAAAAGUGAACAAUUACGUGUUAAAAGAGAAGUUCAUGACAAAUUAAAUUUUACGGAGCAGCAGUUGAUGUUACUCACUCAGGAAAUGAAGAAUAAAAUUCAUCACAUGGUAGAAGAUGUAGAACAGAGAGUAUCUAAAGCUCUAAGCGAAGAAAUUCAUAGACUAGCUGUGCUCGUUGACGAAUUCAGUGUACCAUUUCAUACCGAUCCAUUAGUUUUAAAUGUAUAUAAACGAGAACUUCAUACACACGUGGAAAAUGGCUUAGGUUCUAACUUACGAGCGAGACUCAGUACCGCAUUGGCAUUGAAUAUAGAAAACUCGCAAAGAGACAUGACGGAGCGAAUGGCGAACUUAUUGCCUGAAACUAAACGUCAAAUGUCGUUAAAUAUUUUACCAAGAAGAGAGCCGUUCGAGAUUUUGUAUAGAUUAAAUUGUGACAACUUGUGUGCGGAUUUCCACGAAGAUUUAGAGUUUCGAUUCUCUUGGGGAAUUACAGCUAUAAUUAAUAGAUUCGCAGGAAGGCAAAGUCCCAAAAUAGCCAUCGCUAAUUAUCCGCAGGAUAUACCACCCGCGAUUAUGUCUCCCACGGAAAGCGUUGAUUCUAUAAAAUAUAUUUCGAGUACCCCAAACUUUACACCGAGAUCAGACGACUGGUCAUUGGCUUCUAGAAUUGCAUUAGCAUCUAUAACUUCCCAGGGUACGAUGGGAGGUCUCAUAGUUGCUGGUUUCAUGUUGAAAACCAUUGGUUGGAGACUUAUAGCUGUAACGGGUACUAUAUACGGAGCUUUGUAUCUUUACGAACGAUUAACGUGGACUAACAAAGCAAAAGAACGUGAAUUCAAACGCCAAUACGUGUCUCACGCUACGAAGAAAUUGAAACUAAUUGUAGAUCUCACAUCCGCGAACUGUAGUCAUCAAGUACAACAGGAGCUAUCCAGUACCUUUGCCCGUCUGUGCCAUUUAGUGGACGAAACAACGUCUGAAAUGGACACUGACCUAAAACACAUCGCAAGUACGAUAAGAAUACUCGAGGAAGCAACUAGUAGCGCUAAAGUAUUACGAAAUAAAGCGAACUAUUUAGCGAACGAGCUCGAUUUAUUCGACGCGGCAUAUUUAAAGUCAUUAAAUUAAGACAUCGAUCUGCGUCGUAUUUAAAGAGUAAUAUGAUCUAUAGCAAAAGUUGAGAACAUCGGUGAAUGUUUUGGGAAACAUGACCGUGCAUGUUGUGAUAGUUAAAAUAACUCGUAAUGUCGUAUACCAUUAAUGAAAUACCAAACGCGUGCUAGGACAUGUUUUCCUAAACGACUAUUUACGCGUACAGAGGGAAUGUUUUUACAAAAAAAAACUCUAGUCUUAACGCAGGCAACCAGAGCUUUUUCAAAUUUUUAAUGAAUUCAUCCAAAUUCAUGAUAAUGCCAAACUAACGAUUUUUUGCAUAUGUUUUUUGUUUCUUCAGAAAAAGAAUUAGCACAAAAGUCUUGCAUUGCUAGACUGUUAAUGAAUUUUUGAAUUUUUUGUUUUUAAAGAUUCUUUUUAAAGCGAAUCAUGAUAGAGAGUAUUAUUUUUCCAAAUAAACCACGAACUUUUAAACGGGAGCUUCGCGUAAG
Messenger RNA from Hylaeus anthracinus, 3233 nucleotides. RefSeq names its product transmembrane GTPase Marf (gene Marf). The record is from RefSeq and is a predicted model, not a curated record. Gene Ontology annotation, cellular component: mitochondrial outer membrane. Gene Ontology annotation, biological process: mitochondrion localization; mitochondrial fusion. Lineage: Eukaryota; Metazoa; Arthropoda; Insecta; Hymenoptera; Colletidae. The transcript is spliced from 14 exons. Bases 457 to 2757 code for a protein of 766 amino acids. Gene Ontology annotation, molecular function: GTP binding; GTPase activity.